Messenger RNA from Exophiala dermatitidis NIH/UT8656, 966 nucleotides. RefSeq lists its product as uncharacterized. Gene Ontology annotation, cellular component: cytoplasm; nucleus. The record is from RefSeq and is a predicted model, not a curated record. Gene Ontology annotation, biological process: cell division; positive regulation of protein phosphorylation; signal transduction. Gene Ontology annotation, molecular function: protein kinase activator activity. The coding region runs from base 1 to 966 and encodes 321 amino acids. The transcript has 4 exons. Lineage: Eukaryota; Fungi; Ascomycota; Eurotiomycetes; Chaetothyriales; Herpotrichiellaceae.
AUGGCGACCUUCUUUCAGAGCGUUCGUCAGGGGUUCACUCGGGGCAAUACGAAGAGUACCCAAAAUCUCAAGGCCCAAUACAACGGAUCGCAGUCGCCCAACCUCCAGCAAGCACCUCCUAUGCCUACCCUCGCGAACUCCCCCUCUAUGUCGUCCAACUACAGUCAAGAGAAUGCAUACGUCGAACAAGAACCGAAGAAGUUCUUGAAUGAGAAAUACGCAAAGUGUUCGGUCAAAGGCAACUUCCUGACAUUGGCCGCGCAACCCAAGAAUGUCGAACUCGGGGAGUGGCUGGCUCACCAGUUGGUGGAAAUGAAUCGAUUGCUCACAAGCAUGAUCCUGGUCAUUCAGGAGGUGGACACCAACACUGGAAUGCCUCUUUGCAAUGAAGUCGGCUGCCCAACCAUGUCUGCUGGACGUCUCACGUACACCUGGCUCGAAAAUGGACGACCGGCCAAGAUUCCCGCACCGCAAUACAUCGUUCGAGUGCAACGGUGGAUCGUGGGCAAGAUCCACGACGAGAAAAUCUUCCCUACCGAGCCACCACCAAGUGUUUCUAGCACGGCAUACGCGUCGGGAGAUACCAGUUCGACGCCAGGCUCCGCAGCCACGACUCCUAUCCCGGCCGGACCUAGCAAUCAGUCUCUGACCACCCUUGCUGGCAACCAGGAUGAGUGGAUUGGCAAGUCAUCCGGGUUCCCCCAGAACUUCCACCAGGAUGUCAAGAGUAUCAUCAAGCAGAUGUUCCGAUGCUACGCUCAUUUGUACCAUUGCCACUGGGAUCAUCCUUUCUGGCACAUCAACCGCCACCUUGACCUCAACAGCUGCUUUGUCCACUUCAUCACCGUCGCCAUGUACUAUGACCUGUUGCCCAAGAAAGACAUGGAACCGCUCCAGGGUCUUGUUGACAUCUUCAUCGCCCAGGGUAUUGUUCCGCGGGAGGCUGUGCAGCAACAUGUCAGUUAG